CGUUCAUGGUUGCAAGAGCAGGCAAGAGAGAGUCAAAAAGAGACGAGAGUGGCGAGGAGGAGGAGGAGGAAGAGGAAGAGAAAGCAAGCUGAGGACAAAGGCUAUCGUUUGUUCGUCGAGGCGGAGGAGGCCGGGAGCGGGCACGAGCCCCACGCAAUCUGUCGGCAGCCAAACCGCCGCUGGGCUGCCUUUCCUCUGUUUACCUGAUUAGAGCAUUGUUGUUGCUGUUGUUCUUAUUCAUUUGGAUAUCAAGAGUUGAUUACUGUAUAUUUAUUCUCUAGUGGAUAGACAGCUGUCGAUUGUAUUCUUUUCUUGUAUUAUUUCCGCACCCGGCCAAUUGCUCAGCUGAGAUCAUCCACUCCUCCAUCACCCACCACCACACAACACAACUCAGCCAUGGCAGAGUACAUCGGCCUCAAGAUCAGCGUCCAGCUGCAGAACGGCACGAAAUUCACCGGCGAGGUCGCAGACAUCAACGGCACAAAAUUGCGUCUGAUCAAUGUGCUCGAUUCAUCAACCUCAUCCCACGUUCCCUCGCGCGUGGUCGACGGCAGCAAAAUUGCUGAUCUCCAGAUCAUCAAUCCUCCUGCUGCAGAACCAACCGGUUCUCAAAAGAAGAAAUCGCGAACGGCUGCAGCGCAUUCCAACGGCGCCUCGUUCACGCCGCCGCAAUACAACGACCCGGCGAUCUUGACUUUACAAAGCGGUGAUUCGCAGCCGGCUGGGUCGUCGACCGAAGACGAGACCACCGAAGGCGAAGAGUCGUCGACGAUCUCGUCUGAUCUGGCGGCGGUUCACAUAUACGAUGGGUCCCCCCAGCCACCCAAGAAAACAAAAAAGAAGAACGGCCGACCGGCUGAUCUGCAUCGACGAGAACCCUCGGCUACCCACGUCCCUCGCCCGUUUGCCAAUAAGCGCAAGAACGGAAGACGGUUUAACGGCGACUAUCAGGAUGACAGCUGGGUGGAUGAGGAUACUGCAGAAUUCAAAGACACCGAGUUUGAUUUCCAGAGCAACCUCGAAAAGUUCAACAAGAAGACUGUUUUUGAUGAAAUUAGACUGGCAGACACCACCGAUCCGACCGCGCGUUUGGUGUCGCUUAAUCGCAAAGAUGGCAUGAAUACAGUGUCGGCGCAUGAUGUGCAACAAGAACACAUACGAGCGUUGCUCAAGAAACCUCCAAAGAAGGAUUUCUUGCCGACAGAGAAUGUGUUGGGAUCAACGGUGGCUGCAUGGCAAAGUCUUUCUGAUUCCGAAGACGAGGAAACCUCGCAGGUGGUGGUUCAGGCGGUGGACGAGGCAAGCGAUAUUGAUAAAGAGAUCAGACAGCAGCAGCGCAGAAUCUCACAGGCUCGCGCUAUGUCCCGAUCUUCGAGCAGGAAUGCUACGCCGCCGGCCUUGCGUCCCCCUCGCCGACUUGUUUACGACACUGGUGAGCGAAUGGCGUUUGGCUGUCCUACGUUUACGACCGAGCAGAUUCUCGCGGUCGAGCAGGCGGCGACUACGUUGUACUCGCUUACUCCCGAGCAGCUGACCGAAAACGCGGGUGCUGCGGUUGCGAAGCUUGCGAUUAGUAUUCUAGGCGGCAAGCGCCGCUUUGAGCGCCGUCGCAUUCAGGUCAAUGCGCUGCCGGUCGUUGUUGUUCUUGCCGGGAACCACGAGACUGGAGCACGGACUAUUGCUGGAGCGCGCAUGCUGGUGAACAGACGAGUGCGGGUGGUGGUGCUGUUUACGGACGAUUCGGCAGAACUUGCGGCACCGAAGGAAUGCAUCGAGAGCCAACUGCGGGCGUUCAAGGCCGCAGGAGGCAAGACGACGUCGCGGCUGGACGUUUUACAGGCUACGUUGCGAGUGCUCGACGCACCACCAGAGCUAGUGAUUGACGCGCUUACCGGGAUCAAGCUGCAGGACGGCGUGGGGAGCGGAGUUCCGGGGUGGAUGUACGAGGCCGCGCAGUUUGCGGCGACGCAGCGCGCGCCGGUGAUGGCGGUGGAUAUGCCGGCAGGCGUAGAUACCGAGACCGGAGCGGUGCUGGUGAACAACAUGGGCCGCGCAAAGUGGCUGCUGUGUCUGGGAAUGCCGAGCGACGGCAUCCCGCACUAUAUGCAGUACGUGGAGGAGGUGCUGCAGAGCGACCUCGACGUGUCGGUUGCGGACAUCGGGCUGCCGAGCCGGUGCUUCAAGAAGACGCUGUCGGAGAUGCGGGCGAGCGAGGGGUUCCGGGACGGCAUCGUGUUUGGCAGCGAGUGGUCGGUGCCGGUGAAGCUGGAGUAGGAGAAGUGCUGUAUUGUAUUGCAAUAGCUGGUCAACAAUGGAAACUUCCAUUUGGGGAUAUGACAAAUGUAU
Messenger RNA from Myxozyma melibiosi, 2346 nucleotides. Its product is annotated as YjeF N-terminal domain-containing protein. The record is from RefSeq and is a predicted model, not a curated record. The transcript has 2 exons. Gene Ontology annotation, biological process: deadenylation-independent decapping of nuclear-transcribed mRNA; P-body assembly. Bases 397 to 2274 code for a protein of 625 amino acids. Gene Ontology annotation, molecular function: mRNA binding. Gene Ontology annotation, cellular component: P-body. NCBI's taxonomy places the organism in Eukaryota, Fungi, Ascomycota, Lipomycetes, Lipomycetales, Lipomycetaceae.